Molecule: messenger RNA, 4396 nt
Organism: Vitrella brassicaformis
Lineage: Eukaryota; Vitrellaceae
Source: the annotation of a GenBank genome assembly
CGAAGCAAUAAGGUAGGGGACGGAUGGGUCCAUCAGAGACACACAGACACACAGACACAAGAUGCAUCAAUCCUCCAUCUUCAAUGUAGGCUAGCCAAGGAAGCCUCUAUCAAAGCCCCGCCCGCCAGACACGCUUCUAGCGCUGCUCAACUCAGACACCACUCGGGGCGUCGACACACCCCGCACGGACGGCAGUGGGGAAAAGGGCACCACAAUGCUCCCAGGAGGCGCAGCCGGCGGCCUGGCCGGCAGCAUCGCCACCACAGGGGCAUGAGCACGGGCAUGAUACCUCUGCUGUGCUGGCGGUCCCGUGGCCUGCCUCUGCACCCAUGGUGGCGGCAUCUGUUGCUGCUGGUGAUGCUGCUGCCACACAGACUGCAUUGGCAUCAGCUGUGCCCCCUCCCCUCUUGGCUGCUGGUGGUAGAUGGCGUGCAGGACGGCCUCUACGGGGGGGAAGGCGGGGAUGGAGAGAGUGCCGGGCGGGGGCGGUUUGAGCUCCAGGCCAGUGGGUGCACGCGCCAGGGACGACGAGGAAGGGACAGGGGGCGGGGGAGAGCUGGGCUGCUGCUGGUCAUGGUGCUGCUGCUGGUGCUCUUCGCAAGGGGCGGUCUCGUCCUCUGCUUCUGACUCGAUGUCGGACACUGCACAGAAAAGAGGACCGUUUGGAGAGCAGAUUGAUGUGUCUCGUGUCGGUACUUACGUGAUAUGUCAAAGUUGAAACGGAAGUGGUUGAAUGCACCCUCUCCGCUGCCCUGGCCAGCUGCCACUGCCUUGCCCUCUUCCCUCUCUCCCCUCCCAUCCUGCCCCAGAUGGUCCUUCUUCCCGCCACGGUCACUCUGCACGACAACCCCCCUGCGUGGCGUCCGCCCCCGGCCGCGAGCCGUCACAGGGCUCCGCGGAGACGCGCUCGCAGAUCGCGAUCGGCUGCCCCUCGAUGCUGGCUUGGAUGGCGGGCUCUUGAGGGGUGGAGGUGGGUUUUUCUUGCGAUGGGUCGCCGGGCGGUCGCGUCGUUUCUUGGGUACAUAGAUGAUCGCCUCUUCCGCCUCUUGUUUGUCACGCCCUUUUCUCCCCCCAUGCCCGCCGCGGCUGCCGAGCAGCUCGUCCAGUCGGCGCGAAGAUGAGGAGGCAAUGCCAGCCUGGGCUCUCUUUUUUCCGUCGUCCCUGCGAGAGCGGUCCUUGACAUGCUCGUCGACUGCUGCUGGUGGUGGGGGGACGGGCCAGUCGAUGGGCUGCCUGGGCGGCUCGGCGGUGGUGAAGUCAUUGUCAGCCGUGACGAGCUCGAAUGGCAAGGGGGGCUGCGCGGGAGACGGCUGUUGGUGCUGUUGCUGGUACUCUUGCUCCUCUCCCCCUGCCUCCUCUCCUCUCGCCUGUUGGGUGGCUGGCCUUGGGGGAUCGACGGACGGUGGGGGUAGGGGCGAGGGAGGACCUGGUGCCUUGAUGGCGGCGGAAGUGUGGAGAAGCUGCGACAGCAUGUCGUUCAGCUCCUGCUCGUGGCGGCUGAUCGACCAACCAAAGAGGAAAGACAAAAAUGCAGUUGGUCGGUUGUGUGCUGAGAGACAUGUUUUUGGCGUUUGCAUGUUCCCGACCGACCUUGUUGUGUCCUUGAUCUUCUGCGCCAUGUCAUCGCGUUCCAUCCAGAAAAGCAUAGAGAGCCGUCGGCAUUCGGCGUCAGUCUCGGCCUGGCAGACAAAUAUCCCCCCCACACACGUGGGGAUCCACACCGUCUGGCUGUUCAUGAAAGCCCUCUUCCAACCUUACCCUGUCCAUCAUCUUCUGUCUCUUCUUCUCCUCUCGCCGCUCCCUCUCCAGCAGAUCCAACAACUCGCCGUUCUGCAGCCGACGCAGCUCCUCAAGGCAGCUACUCGGGUCACCCAAGACCUCACCCUCACCCUCAUCUCUGUCUACCCCCUCGCGCCCUCUUUCCCCCUCUUUCACGUUGUCCGCACCGUCGUGGGCGGCCUCAUGCACCUGGAACUCGUCUAUUGGCGGCGGGAAUGUGCGUGUGGGGAUCAAGAGGCCCUCGUGCGGUGGGGAGGGCGGCUGCUGCUCGCGGAUGAGACGCUUGGUGGACGGCAGCCCGGAGAAACUCAUGGAUGCUGACGAGAGAAGGGCAGAGAGCAAAAAAGGGUACGGUGUAAUUUGUCGCGGGCUCAUGUUACCUUUGUGUUCAUGUUGUUUCCAUGGUGGUGGGUUCUUUUCCAGCCAUUCGCGGUACGGCUCGUGCACGACCUCCUGGGUGGUGGUAGCAGUGUCCUUGGCCGCCUUCUUCUUGACUGACGCGCCCCCGCCCUUCUCCUUGCGCACACGCACUAUCAAGCCCCUCUCCCUCUCCCCCCUCGCUCUGCCACUCCCCCUUUUCUCCUCCUCUGUCGGCCGCACCGUAGCCAUCUCCCCAUCGCGGCACGCUGCGGCAGCCACAGACGACAGCAGAGGGCUUUGGUCUUGCUUGUCCGGAAGCGGUGCCCGCGGAGUGCUCCCGUCGUCCUCCUUGACUGCGCCUGGGGGCGACUUGGGUGACUUGGGCGGCUUCCAUGCAAAUGUCCGCUGUGCGUCAUCCGCGUCAUCCACUUCGGUGGCGGUGUGGUCGGCGGGUAUCUGAGCUUGUGGGCGUGGCUGUGUGGCUGGUGACUUGGGUGGUGGGAGGGGCGAGGGAGAGGGGGGGCUGGAGGGCUCGAAGGUGAAGGCAUGAACUGAUGGAAGAGAAGAAGUGCCUUCACCAUUUCAUCGGAUGUGUGCACGUGAAUGGAUACCUGCGUCUACAGUAGCCUUUUUGACGUGCUGCAUGUGGUCGUGUAUGCGUUUCUUCUCGGCCUCGAGGGCCCGCCGCGCCUCAUCCUUAUCGCGCAGACGACGGUCACGCUCCUCACGCCAACUGCACAACACCCAUUGUUGUGGCGCUUUCAUGAUCUGAUGUUUUUCUCUUACCGUUCGAUACGCGACUGCUUCCACAUGACGGCCUCUUGCACCCGCUGCAACAACCAAUCGGCAGUCCGACAAUGAGCAGAUGACCAUUAAAAGAGAUGUGUGGCUGCCGAGUUUAGGCACCUCUUUCUGCAUCUCCUGCUCGAUCUCGCGAGAGCGCUUGACCAUGUCGCGCCGAGCCUGCAGACACAAACGGACCUCCCUAGCGUGUGACUGGCCAUUGUGUGUGUCUUUGUGUGUACCUCUCUCUGUUGGCGGGCGAUCUGUCGGUGCUGCUCUGACAUGUCCUGCAACCUGAUCAAACAGGAACACAAAGACCACAAUACAAGUCCUCCCCCCUUCCAUCCGUCGUCCGUCUGUACCUCUUGAUAUUCCGUUCCCUCUUCUGCACCACAAGUUGGUUCUUGAGUGCGGCCUCGAACUUGCGCCGCUCCUCCUCUAUCUGACGCGAUGCCAGACGCUCGCUGCGGCACAGCUCACGCGACGUGCGGGCCUCCACAUCCUCCACAGACAUCACCCAGGGACUACUGCAGCACAUAGUGCAACAGACACAUGUUGUGUGUAGGGGUGUUUGUACCUUGAAUUUGGUGCGGGGCGGCUGGUGAGCGAUGGUGUGCCCAUCAGCGAUGCCCCGGUGCCCCUCUCCCUCGACGAGUGGCGAACACGACUCCCAGGGCGCCUGUCGAUGGAGCCGCUAAGGCUGAUGAGGAAGGAAACGAACAGACCCAGGGAUGAAUGAUAUGGGGACCUCUUUGAUGGAAUGGUGUGUACCUGGCUAUGGACGCAUCGAAUGCAGGCUCGGCCUCAUGCUGGCCGAGGGGCGCCUCGUCCUCCUCAUAGCCGCCCUGUAUGGAUGAACGAGUGAAUUGCACAUGCACAAUUCACCCACAUCUGUCCAUUCAUCUGCAUCAUGAUGCGUGUGUUUGGUGUCGUGUGGUGUGUACCUACCGAGUAUCGUUUCUCCUGUCUGUAGGUCUUGAGGGUCUCCUCUCGCGCCUCGGCACGCUGCCGGUACUGCUCGGCCUCCUCCUGGUACAUCAUGAUGGACACGUCCAAGUGAGCUGCCUGUGGAACAGAGACCACACAUCUUUGAUGCAUCGCUGCAUCUUUCUUUGUGUGUUGACCCACCUGCUGCUCAAGCUGCUCCACGAGGUCCUUCUUGCGUUCCUGGGCCAGCUCUAGCCGCUGCUGGAAGUACCCACAAUGCGUUUCGUAAUGCUCUACCAACGUCGCCAUCGCACCUGCGCGCCACGGAAACAGAAGAUAGACCAAUUCAGGCACCAUAAAUGAUUGCAGCCAUCAUGAUGUGGCCAUCCUGCCGUCGCUCACCCUGCAGAUACUUCUCAUCACGGAUGACUAGGUCCAGGUCUUGCGCCGUCCAUUGCGAGGCCAGAGGGGCGGAGAGCGAAGGAGGCUGGGGAACCCCUGGGCCAUCCUGAAGGCCAUUCGCCGCCAUUUGCUCCCACGAGGGACC